Molecule: messenger RNA, 153 nt
Organism: Phaeodactylum tricornutum CCAP 1055/1
Lineage: Eukaryota; Bacillariophyta; Bacillariophyceae; Surirellales; Neidiaceae
Exons: 1
Biological process (GO): chromatin remodeling
Cellular component (GO): nucleus; chromatin
Molecular function (GO): histone binding; chromatin binding; ATP-dependent chromatin remodeler activity
Source: RefSeq, a predicted model, not a curated record
GACUGGAACCCCCAGAAUGAUGUCCAAGCACAAGCACGAUGUCAUAGGAUUGGGCAAACGAAAGACGUUCGUAUCUAUCGCCUAGUAACUAGCAGAAGUUUUGAGCAAGAGAUGUUCGAUCGCGCCAGCAGAAAGCUUGGGUUGGAACAAGCU